UAUUGAUUUUGACUUCCGACUUUUAAUUUUUCGGAGUCCAGUUUUUCUUUCGAGUUUUGUUCAUGAUUUUCUCUCCUUCUCAAAUCUCUCUCUCAUGUUAACUAGCUCCAGACGAAUCAGCAAAACACAUCGCCAUCGCUAGGGUUUUACGAUCGACAACUCCAAAACUUGUCUCUUCCUCCCCACUUGAUUUCUGGUGUUACUGCAAUGCACCGUGUAGGUAGUGCAGGUAAUACGGCCAACUCUUCUCGCCCUCGAAAAGAAAAGAGACUGACAUAUGUGUUGAGUGAUGCUGAUGAUACUAAGCAUUGUGCUGGCGUAAAUUGUUUGGACUUGUUAAAGUCAUCUGCAUCUGGAGGGUGUGAUUUUCUCUUCACUGGGAGCCGUGAUGGCACCCUAAAGAGAUGGGCACUGGAUGAAGAUUCUGCGACUUGCUCAGCUACAUUUGAGUCACACAUUGACUGGGUAAAUGAUGCUGUCAUUGCUGGUGACAAUACACUUGUUUCCUGCUCUUCAGACGCCACUCUCAAGUCAUGGAAUUGCCUCUCUGAUGGAACCUGCGUCAGGACUCUCCGUCAGCAUACUGACUAUGUCACUUGUCUUGCUGCAGCAGAAAAAAAUAGCAAUGUUGUUGCCUCUGGUGGCCUUGGUGGGGAGGUCUUCAUAUGGGAUAUUGAAGCUGCAGUUACUCCGCGGUCAAAGUCAAGUGAUGCAGUGGAAGACGAAUGUUCAAAUGGUGACAGCGGUUCUGGGAAUUCAUUACCCAUGACGAGUUUACGCACCAUUGGCUCAAGCAACAACAUUUCUUCGCAGACAACUCAGUCUAAUGGACAUGUCCCUGUUGCUGCCAAAGGUCAUAAGGAGUCUGUUUAUGCAUUGGCAUUGAAUGAUAGUGGAACCCUUCUUGUAUCUGGUGGAACAGAGAAGGUAGUGCGUGUUUGGGACCCAAGAACCGGUUUGAAGACCAUGAAACUAAGAGGACAUACAGAUAACAUCAGGGCUUUACUUCUAGACUCCACUGGCAGGUUUUGCUUAUCAGGAUCUUCUGACUCUAUGAUCAGAUUAUGGGAUCUUGGACAGCAGCGUUGUGUGCAUUCUUAUGCAGUGCAUACUGAUUCCGUGUGGGCGCUUGCCAGCACACCAACAUUCAGUCAUGUUUAUAGUGGCGGAAGGGACUCUUCUUUAUACCUGACAGACUUGGCGACGAGGGAGAGUCUCUUGCUUUGCACAAAGGAGCAUCCCAUUCUGCAAUUGGCACUGCAUGAUGAUAGUAUAUGGGUUGCAACAACGGAUUCUUCAGUUGAUAGAUGGCCCUCUGAGGGACGGAGUCCUCAGAAGGUUUUUCAGAAAGGUGGGUCAUUUUUGGCCGGAAACUUGUCUUUCUCAAGAGCGAGAGUUUCUUUGGAAGGAUCUACCCCUAUGCCUGUAUAUAAGGAACCGGCGUUAACCAUUCCUGGAACUCCAGGAAUAGUGCAGCAUGAAAUUUUAAAUAACAGAAGGCAUGUAUUGACUAAGGAUACUACUGGCUCAGUGAAGCUAUGGGAAAUUACCAAGGGGGUCGUGGUUGAGGACUAUGGAAAGGUUUCUUUUGAGGACAAAAAGCAAGAAUUAUUUGAGAUGGUCAGCAUCCCUGCAUGGUUCACUGUGGAUACAAGGCUUGGAAGUUUGUCUGUUCAUUUGGACACACCACAAUGUUUUUCUGCAGAGAUGUAUUCGGCAGAUCUUAACAUUUCUGGAAAACCUGAAGAUGAUAAGGUUAAUCUAGCUCGUGAAACCCUUAAAGGUCUAUUGGUUCAUUGGUUAGCCAAAAGGAGACAGAGACUUGGAUUGCAAGCUUCACCUAAUGGGGAUGUUAUGUCUGGGAAGGAUAUUGCUGCUAGAAGUCUUACUCAUUCUAGGAUUGAGGUAGAUGGCAAUGCUGAAAAUGACUCCAAGGUGUAUCCUCCUUUCGAAUUUUCAACAGUUUCCCCUCCUUCAAUUAUCACUGAAGGAUCUCAAGGAGGACCAUGGAGGAAGAAAAUAACUGAUUUAGAUGGAGCUGAAGACGAGAAGGACUUCCCUUGGUGGGUUCUAGAUUGUGUUUUAAAUAACCGGCUUCCGCUGAGAGAAAAUACGAAGUGCAGCUUUUAUCUGCAUCCCUCUGAAGGUUCAGCUGCCCAGAUACUUACACAAGGCAAACUAAGUGCACCUCGCAUAUUGAGAAUACAUAAAGUUGUCAAUUAUGUAAUAGAGAAGAUGGUCCUCGAUAAACCAUUGGAUAGUGUAAACCCUGAUGCAGCAUUUUCUCCUGGACUUGGUGGGGGGUCAUUACAACAUUCAUCCGUUGGAGAUGGAUCUUUCCGGCCUGGGGUGAAGUCUUGGCAAAAGCUGAGGCCUUCUAUAGAAAUCUUAUGCAAUAAUCAGGUCUUACCCCCAGACAUGAGCUUAGCCACGGUGAGGGCUUAUAUAUGGAAGAAACAAGAGGAUGUCGUCCUCAACUACAGAGUGGUUCAGGGUCGGUAAUGGUGUAAGACUUUGCGAAGCGACUUAUCUCUCAAGACCUUGUAAAUUCGGAAAAGCUGGUUGAUUUUUGAUCCUGCCAUGUAGAUCAUAGACAAGGUGGUAAUACAAAUUUUACACAUUCAAGAUUCUGCCGGGACGCUGCAAAAGUCUUAGGCGAAGCAUGCAUGUGGCUGUAAAAAGGUAUAUGCCAGUUGCAGAUAUAUGACAAGUAUCUCAACAACUUUCAUGUCCAGGUGCCGAACUACAAUUAUAAUGGCGAAAGCUUUGUCGAUUUUCUAUCUUUGGGUACAAUACUUAGCUGUAGGACUGUUUACAGUGAUUAUUAUUUUUUUGUUUUAUAACCAGUACGGUAGGAAAUUGUGAUGAAUUACCAUUUAUAUAGUGUAUUUAAUUAUUUAUUCCUCCUUU
Molecule: messenger RNA, 2910 nt
Organism: Tripterygium wilfordii
Lineage: Eukaryota; Viridiplantae; Streptophyta; Magnoliopsida; Celastrales; Celastraceae
Product: WD repeat-containing protein 48-like
Exons: 19
Coding region: 208-2502 (764 amino acids)
Biological process (GO): double-strand break repair via homologous recombination; protein deubiquitination
Molecular function (GO): ubiquitin binding
Source: RefSeq, a predicted model, not a curated record